AAGUGUUACUUUAACUGAGUAGCUUGACACUGGUGGUAGGAAUGGCGGCUAAGAUUACUAGAGGAAGGAACCAAAAGAAACUUUACUUCUAACGGCCCCGCUGAGGAAUUUAUUUUCAACGACACGCAGAAACACCAUCCCAUAACGGAUUAAAGGGAUAAGAAGUGCUAUAACGUGAGAAUAACGCGGUAGAUGUCCAUGCUAAGGAGGUGGACGCACUUUGCGACUUGCUAGUUAGCUUAACGUCAGUGACACUGACUUUGAUUCAAGGUAGCUGUUAGCUCGCUGUGCUACUAGCCAGCUGUUGGCUACUGGGCUUGGCUGGCCCAACAAGUUAACUAACGUUAAGUGAUUAACUGUAUGAAAACAUUCCUUAUUUGAAUAUUUGAGCGGUGAUCAGCUGUCGUUGUCAACAGAUAGUAUUAGGGUCUUAACAGAGAGUGGGAUUAGACGACAACAAGAACAUUAUUACUGCUGACCUAGCUGGUGCAGUAACGCCUGAAGUCUCGCCCAUUUUUUGGAUCCUGCCCCAGCCAUUGGCUUAGGGCUAAUCAACAGCCAAGUAGUCUGGUUUUCAGGGUCGAUUUGUACUACGAUGGAAAGUCUAACGCUGACUGAUGUCGAGCAGAAAUAUUACUCGGAUUUGUUCGUCUACUGCGACACGGACAACACCAAAAAAGUGGCUUCCAAUGGGAGAGUUCUUGACCUUUUCCGGGCGGCCCAGCUUCCCAGCGAAGUUGUCCUGCAGAUCACAGAGCUGUGUGGGGCCACUCGGCUGGGCCACUUUGGGCGGAGCCAGUUCUACAUCGCUCUGAAGCUCAUUGCCAUUGCCCAGUCCGGUCUGCCGCUGAGGGUGGAAAGCCUCAACUCAGUCAAAGACCUGCCGCUGCCCAGGUUCGUGGUGGGGAAGAAUGAGGCAGAGGCGAGGCACGCAGCGCUGUACCAGGACGCAGACAGUCAGGGGUUGUACCCAGCUUCUGCCGCCGCAGUAAUGCCCAGACCACCAGGCAGGGGUUUCCAAAACAAGAAAGCUCCCCCAUCAUCCACUUCACUUCCAGCCCACGAGGUCAUCCAGCCCCUGGCACCCAGCAUAGACCCACAGCCCGAACCGACGUCCCCCGUGGUCUCCCCUCACCAGUCUCCCCCCACCUCCCCUCCCUCGUGGAGGAAACACAAGCGGCAGCCCAGUGGAGGAAACGCAGACAGACAGCCGGUGGUGGUUCCAACUGGAGCUGUGUGGACGCAGUUCAGAGAACCACAAGCAGGUCCAGUGCCCGGUGAAGGCAUGUGGCCGUCCCACUCGCCCCCGCCUCUGAGUCAAGAAAGCUGGGUCAGUUUCACAGCAGACACCCCGCCAUCCAGCGCGAUCCCAGGAAUGCAUCCCUCGUCAGUCCAGGAAAGCACAACAAUACGAACUGUGGCCUCAGCAGCAAUGACCAAUGAGAUCCAGCGACAGUCCAGCGGCUACGACGAUCCGUGGAAGAUCACGGACGAGCAGAGACAGUAUUAUAUUAACCAGUUCAAAACCAUCCAGUCAGACCUCACCGGCUUCAUACCUGGUUCAGCUGCAAAAGAGUUCUUCACCAAAUCCAAACUACCGAUUUUAGAGUUAUCACAUAUUUGGUUAGGGCAGGAUGACAGUAGAUGCAGAUUGCAACCAACUGAUUACCCCUUCCCUCACCCCUCCCUUUUCAAGGAGCUGUCAGACUUCGAUAAAGAUGGAGCGCUGACCCUGGACGAAUUCUGUGCCGCCUUCCACCUGGUUGUGGCCAGGAAGAAUGGCUACGACCUCCCUGAGAAGCUGCCUGAGAGCCUGAUGCCAAAGCUGAUUGACCUGGAUGACUCAGCAGAGGUUCCGGAGCAGGCUGCUGACGUUGGAUACUCAGGCUCCCCGGUGGAGGUCACCCCCAGCAAGUCUCCCUCCAUGCCUUCCCUCAACCAGGCCUGGCCAGAGAUGAACCAGAGCAAUGAGCAGUGGGAGACGUUUAGCGAGCGCUCCUCCAGCUCACAAACUCUGACCCAAUUUGACUCUAACAUUGCACCAGCUGACCCUGACACGGCCAUCGUGCACCCAGUUCCCAUCCGGAUGACACCCAGUAAGAUCCACAUGCAGGAGAUGGAGCUGAAGAGAACUGGCAGCGACCACAACCACCCGACCAGUCCACUGCUGGCUAAACCUCCCGAACUGUCUGAAGAAGCCCAGUUACCUGCCUCCAUGAAGUUUGUAGCCGCCAACACUGUAGGUGAUGGUUACAGCAGUUCAGACUCCUUCACCUCAGACCAGGAGCCGAUCACAAGACAACGGUCUCAGUCGGGAACGUCUCCAGAGGCUCUGAAGGUGGUAGCCCCCCCUCCACCUCCCCCCCGCCCCCACCCCUCUCACUCUCGCUCCUCGUCUCUCGACAUGAACCGCACCUUCGCCGCCGCAUCUGCCGCAGGACAACCACAAUCCUCUACGAUAGCUUACCCGCCCGCUGUGCCCCCUCGACCGCUACCCACACAGACGUCAGCACCACACACCGGGCAUCGUGCGGAGGCAGAGGGUGCAUCAGGAGGCGGCGCGGCACUCACCACCACCUCCCCCCAACAGAUUCCUCAGCAGCCCAAUUUCGCCGACUUCAGUCAGUUUCAGGCCUUCGCUGCAUCUGAACAGCCUUCCAGCCUGCCGGAGGUUGACAUGCACAGUGAGCCUGGACAGGUGGAGAAGUCCUCAGAGGGAGCCGGCCCUUUAAGAACAGUCAAGAGUGACGGCCAAGUAGACGAGAGAGUCUCAGCUACUGUCAACUCUGCCAAAGGUUCUGUGUCUGGUCCACUAGGGCCUCCUCCAAAACCUGUGCGCCGAAGGUUGAAAUCUGAAGACGAGCUACGACCGGAGGACGAGCAACACGGUCCACAGAAAUUAAACGUCAUAGCAGCUGUCCUAGCGACUCAGCCGUCCAUCCCCAGGUCAGUAGGAAAGGACAAAAAGGCGAUCCAAGCUUCGAUCAGAAGAAACAAAGAGACAAACACAGUGUUGGCACGACUUAACAGUGAACUGCAGCAACAGCUGAAGGACCUUCUUGAAGAGAGGAUAUCCCUGGAAGUCCAGCUGGAGCAGCUCAGACCUUUCUCUCAUCUUUAACCAACGUGAAGCUGUAGUCCAUCUGAAGCAAAGCUGUGACCCUCGGUGUGACUCUCCCUCCAUCCCUCCCUCCUCCUUCCACCAUCUCGGCUUUCCCUGGAGCCUCCGACCUGCUGCAGGGUGCUCCGUUAAUACUCUUGCGCUCAACUAACACUUGUAUUAAUCAUAAACCGAAAGGACAUGAGAGCAAAGUCUUGCCAAGAGGAGGAGGUGACAGGAGCAUGGGGGGCGGGGGGAUUUUACAAACUGGCACUUUUCAAAUUUCUCUAAAGAGAGGUGAACGCGAGGACAACAGUGGACUGAGAAACGGUUAAGAGUGACUGACAAGACGCUCCAACUGCGAGUGCCAUCUGAAGACAAACUGCUGGUGUCUGAUUACUCUCUGAAUGACUGAAGAAGGAAGGCGGAGUGUGUUUGUCGUGUGUGUGUGUGUGUGUGUGACCGUUUGUGUAUUUGUGUUUCUGUUUAGUGACUUGAAGCUAGCAACAAUAUGUUUAUUCUGUCUUGGGGUGCUCUGCCGCACAAAACUCCUAAAUUAAAAGAAGCCGUUUAGUAUUUUUUGGGGGAAAUGCGCUUCUUCGCUUUCUUUUUUAGAGUUGGAUGAGAAGAUCCAUAUCAAUCUCAUGUGCGUUAAGUACAGAGAUGGAGGCUGCGAUUAGCUUAGCUUAGCUUGGCAUAAAGAUUGGUAGCAGGGGGAAACUGCUAUCCUGGCUCUGUUCAAAGUUCAAAACUACACCUACUAUCACCUCUAAAAUGAAUAUGUUAAUAUGGUGUCUGUCGUUUGUUUAAUCUUAACAAAAACAGAGCAGUAAAAACAACAAUUUGUAAUUUUGGGUCGAGUUAAAUGCUGAAACUGCUGGAAAUGAAGGAAAGUGUAUGUGUAUUUCCAAAAAAGUUGAACUAUUCCUUGGUCUUCUCACUUAUUGGUGUAUCUACUUUUCUACUGCUGAUAAUACCUAGUCAAAACGGGGCAAUAAUUGUGGAAAACAGGACUCUAAAAGCAUUUCUGCUUUAAAUAUCAUCAAAGACCGUCUCUUUCCUGAACAUUUGCCUCCCGAAUGUCACCAUUUUCAAAUAAUCCGUUAAAAAAUAAAUCACAGAGACAUGCUGCAACACAUAUUAGAGGCUUUGAAAACAUGAAAACUUCUACACCAGGAAUCUGCCAGUAAGCAAGGAAUGUAAAAUUGACUUUUUUUUUACUGGAGUUUUGGUGUGGUCAGUCUCUCCAUAAAAACAUACUGGGCUACUUCUGGACAGGAUUUUUUUGUGUAUGUUUUUGUGAGGCCUUUAAUGGCCAAAUCAUUAUGGUGAAGGCUUUUUUUUUUUACUCAUCUUGUGACACAAAUUUAGCCCACCUCUCCUUAAAUGGAAACACGUCUUCUCUCUCUCUCUCUCUCUCUCUCUCUCUCUCUCUCUCUCUCUCUCUCUCUCUCUCUCUCUCUCGUCUUACUGCCCUUUGAAGUCUACAUAUGUGUGUGUUGAUGGCAUGAUGCGGUGAAUGAAUGUCUUGUUUUUUUAUGUUACACAGUGUUUGGGGUUUGAUGUGACUGAAUGGUUUAACUUUAUGCCAAAUGACUGAACUAUCACUCUGCUCUUUCACCUCGACCUGGGCUUUGUUUUAAAAAAAAAAAGAAAAGAAAUGACAACUCUUUUCCCUUUCUUCACGUUUCUAUUGAUUUAUUUCCAAACCUAGCUGUGUGUCAACAUCUCAGCUUUCUUUUUAAACAUGUUAUACUUGGGUUGCUGCCGUUAUUUCCCCGUCUUUUACCUUCACCUGGAUGGGAAACCAUUUAGCCAAAACAGACAUUUACUUGAAGGGUUUGAAGAUAUACCAGCUGCUUGACUGCAGGAGGCAGCAAUUACUGUAUGAAGAAUUGUGCUGCUGAUCAGUGAGACGUUUUCCUGUGACUUUCCGAUCAGCAAAAACAAAUGCACAAAUCCAAACUGAUGGUGCAGAUAUGAGUUUAAGAUAUUCAGCUGUUUUCCAAUCGGGCAGUCGGCACUAUGCAAGUACGGGCGAUGCAUCCUCACACACCACCUAUACUUAGCUGUUUGUACUUGGUCAUUGUCAUUGGUUUGUAUUAUGAUAGUAGCAACUGUGUGAACAGUAUACUGGUUUUUGUAUCUUAGAUCUUCCAGAACAACUGCUGUAUGCUUGUGAUUUAUUUUGCCCACACACACACACACACACACACACACACACUUUCCACCCUAAAUCUGAUGAAGCUCAACAGGACGACAGAUGGAGACCAGUCAACAGAACGGGAGACCUGAAUGACCCAACUGCACUUUGAACUCAACCUCCCUACCCUCCUUAUUUCUUUUUGUAUUUUUUGUUACAUCCCUCUUACAUCUGCUUUCUUUUAACGUUUGCAUUUUGUUCUUGUCUUUCACAUGUAUUUUAAAAAAAAAAAAAAAAAAAAAAAAAAAAAUGCUUUAAGAAGAAAAACAGAAUAAUGAACCACUUAAGUUUUUAUUUCUUCAGCACAUCCUUGGAAACUAAGAGGUUUUUGUGCCAGUACCCUCAAUAUCCCGUCUUGUUUGGUUAGGUUUUUUUAUUUUUAUAAAUGUUUUUGUCCCUGGAACUUCCUGUGUGUUCUUCUAAAGCCUUACCCCACCGUAAGUUGUUUCCAUGGUGACUGGCUGACCUCUCUUCCUUGUCGUAUCAAGGCUCGCCUCCUUUUUUCGUGUGUGUGAGUGUGUGUGUGUGUGUGUGUGUGUGUGUGUGAGUGUGUGUGUGUGAGAGAGAGAACUAAUACCAUUUAAAAACCUUCAUGUGGGAUGGUUUGUUUGCUAGCACAAUAGCUCCCCAUUCAUCCUCAAACCCUAAAGGCAAUCCAGGCAGGCAGAAGCAAUCACAAAGUCUUUGGUGGGAUUUUGAAUGCUAUUUGAACCCAGAUCUGUGUUGUAUAUUGUACAUGAUACACACUUUUGGACUCGUGUAAAUUUGCAUUAAUUGCUGACUAACAGCGAAAGAAUAUUAUAUUUAAUUCCUUCUCUCUUGGCUGUGGGAUCCUAGAUGUUUAACUGCAUGGAUGUACUGUAUCUCUGCAGAGUCAACUAGCAGCUGUGUGAUUUUUACACAAAAAUAAAAACGGCACAAUAUUUUAAA
This is a messenger RNA of Sander lucioperca (pikeperch), 6233 nucleotides long. It is a transcript of the gene reps1, whose product is annotated as RALBP1 associated Eps domain containing 1. NCBI's taxonomy places the organism in Eukaryota, Metazoa, Chordata, Actinopteri, Perciformes, Percidae. Gene Ontology annotation, cellular component: plasma membrane; cytoplasm. The coding region runs from base 596 to 3121 and encodes 841 amino acids. The record is from RefSeq and is a predicted model, not a curated record. The transcript is spliced from 20 exons. Gene Ontology annotation, biological process: endosomal transport; endocytosis. Gene Ontology annotation, molecular function: calcium ion binding; protein binding.